AUGAAAUGGGUUGUUGAGUCGUCUCCGGCGGCUGUCACCCGGCGGAGCGGAAAAACGGCGACUUUGCGGCUCUCCGGCGGCUGUCACCUGACAGAGAGGAGCUGGAUGGAGGUGGGGCUUGUGUCAGGGAGCUUCAUCCUCAGGUCCGCGCAGCAAGAGGAGGCUCUUCAUCGCAUCUGGUACGCUCUCAGGAGGUGGCAACUCGUCUCCUGGCAGAUCGUCCUCUUCCCGACGACGGCUUGUUCGUCGAUCAAUCGGAGAUGAUUUACUCGAUGGAUUCGCAAUCCUUUUAUCGCGAAUCGUUCAGCAAUUUUAGUAGCAAUGCUCCGCAAAUCGCGUUGACGAGAUUUUCGCCGAUGAUCCAGCGAUUCUAGUUGCUUAAUCCUUCACCGGCGAUCUGCAGGAAAGUCGCGCUAAUCAGAUAAAAAUAUAUGAAUUUUGACUCUAGGAGGAUUCGAACCCGCGCCGGUUGUCCGCCCCUUCUGAGGAAGGUGUGACGCGAGUUUAGUCCCACAUCGGUUGUGCGCCGAUUUUUCAGGCGAAUAUAUAGUAAUGUUAGCUUUUGAAGCAAAGUCCCUUCUCUCGCGUGUACGACCACUCCUUGCCCCACAGUCGGCUGGCCACCGGUGACGUGGAAGGGGAGUGGCGCACACGUGCCCCUAUCGGUCCAAGCCGCUCGAGCCCCUGCUCGCGGCUACUCCCCGACUGAGCUUCCGACCCGCUUUCGGGCCCGGCUGGCCGGCGGGUCUCCCCCAUUUUGUAAUAUUUUAGUUUUAUUUCUUUUUCUUCAUUUAUCUCAAAAGUAAGACUGUAAAAAUCAUAUAAAUUCGUAUAAAAUGACAUAAUUACCCAAAAAAUCACAUUAAUCAAUUGAAAACCACUUUUCACACUUUAACAUAAAUAUAAGUCUAUUUAUCACGAGUUAAGGCUAAAACUAUAUUAUUUAUUUAUUAUUAACUCAUGAUAAUGAAGACUUAUCACACCCCCCAACUAAAUAUUAUGCAAUACAUCCCCGGCAACGGCGCCAAAAUUUGACGUGACUUAGUCGUUGUAUAUUAAAUCACGCAAAUAUAAAAUUUAUAAAACUAGAAAAUACGAAUUUUCAGAUAUUUAGAAGUAUUUCUAAAUAAAUAUAGCAAUUAUAAUUUAAUAAAACUUCCAAAAAUAGCGGUAAUUUUCCAGGUCGAUCACAGGGAUGUAAUAUAAUAUCUGGUAAUUAUUCAGAAUUUUUCUCAAUGAAUACGAUUUUCUAUGAAUUUUAUACUAAGAAAUGAAAAGGAAAUAUAUUUAAAAUUCACGAAAAAGGGAAAUAAGGGUGUGGACGUCAAGAUGACGUCAGCGCUCGGCGAGUGCGAAUCGGGCGGAAAUAGAGUUCCACCCGACGAUUCUUACGUAAGCGAUUACAGACGAUUUAAUUAAUCAAAUUAAGAUCUGUAAAAGCCGGAAGAAUCGUAAUAGAACAAAGUAUAUUUUGGUAAAUUAAAAUCACAAAUAAAUAUCACUAAAUGAAGUGUAAAGUAAGUUUAAAGUAGGAAAACAGAGUUUUGGCGUCACGACGGCGAUGUGUCGACGAUGCACCGGAAUCCUGAGCGUUCGGGAGGAUCGUCGUGCAGUGUCCACAGCCUCAAAGGCUCUCCUUGGACAAAGACGACGUGGGCAAUCUCUAGCUCUUCUCGCGAAGUCUAGAGAUCAAUGAAAUGGGUCGUUGAGUCGUCUCCGGCGGCUGUCACCCGGCGGAGCGGAAAAACGGCGACUUUGCGGCUCUCCGGCGGCUGUCACCCGAUAGAGAGGAGCUGGAUGGAGGUGGGGCUUGUGUCAGGGAGCUUCAUCCUCAGGUCUGCGCAGCAAGAGGAGGCUCUUCAUCGCAUCUGGUAUGCUCUCAGGAGGUGGCGACUCGUCUCCCGGCAGAUCGUCCUCUUCCCGACGACGGCUUGUUCGUCGAUCAAUCGGAGAUGAUUUACUCGAUGGAUUCGCGAUCCUUUUAUCGCGAAUCAUUCAGCAAUUUUAGUAGCAAUGCUCCGCGAAUCGCGUUGACGAGAUUUUCGCCGAUGAUCCAGCGAUUCUGGUUGCUUAAUCCUUCACCGGCGAUCUGCAGGAAAGUCGCGAUAAUCAGAUAAAAAUAUAUGAAUUUUGACUCUGGGAGGAUUCGAACUCGCGCCGGUUGUCUGCCCCUUCUGAGGAAGGUGUGACGUGGGUUUAGUCCCACAUCGGUUGUGCGCCGAUUUUUUAGGCGAAUAUAUAGUAAUGUUAGCUUUUUAAGCAAAGUCCCUUCUCUCGCGUGUACGACCACUCCUUGCCCCAUAGCCGGCUGGCCACCGGUGACGUGGAAGGGGAGUGGCGCACACGUGCCUCUAUCAGUCCAAGCCGCUCGAGCUCCUGCUCGCAGCUCACGGCUACUCCCCGACUGA
Molecule: messenger RNA, 2408 nt
Organism: Spirodela intermedia
Lineage: Eukaryota; Viridiplantae; Streptophyta; Magnoliopsida; Alismatales; Araceae
Source: the annotation of a GenBank genome assembly